Molecule: messenger RNA, 444 nt
Organism: Peronospora matthiolae
Lineage: Eukaryota; Oomycota; Peronosporomycetes; Peronosporales; Peronosporaceae
Source: the annotation of a GenBank genome assembly
AUGAUGACGUCCAGCGCCCGUCCAGCGCCGUCCACGGGCGAAGAAGCGACGAUCGUCUUGUCUGGUGUGGGCUCAGAUGUCUCAGAUGCGAUGCUCGUGAACAUGUACCGCACUUACGGUCCCAUCACCCGCGUGAAACACAAUGGCACCAACUCGGCUCAUGUGGUCUUUGCACAGAAACGACAUGCUGUGAACGCUGUGAAGGCGACCAAUGGAGCAGUAGUGUAUGGCAAAAUGCUCAAGGUUUCGCUCCAGCGUCCGUUCCAAAAGACGACCGAGCCGUGUCGUGGCUUUGCAAACGGGACUUGUCGGAGGGGUGACAUGUGCAAAUACUACCACGUGACGGAUGAUGCAUCUUUUGCUCCGACUGCACAUCCUGUUGUUGCAACAAAAAGGCUGCAAAAGCCAACGACGCAGUGUAACAGUGAGAACUGUAGAGGCUGA